CAAUUAUUUAACUAUAUAGCAUACAAGAAAUUUGGCACCGUGGUUAACAUCUCAAUAUGUUUUGUUGUUUCAGAUCAAAGACGGAGGAAGAAGAAUCAACAGACGACCUCGGGAAGAACAUGACGCUGGAAUAUAAGAAGAAAUUUUUGGUUUUGGUCGUUGAUGAUGAUCCACAUUGCCAAACAGUCCACCUGGCCAUCAUCGGAGCGGCCGGGGGGUUUGGUUACCUGGCCGAAAACGGUGAAGAGGCGGUGAACCGCUACCGCGAUGGAGAGUACUUCAACCUUAUCAUCAUGGAUAAUGAAAUGCCUCUGAUGGAUGGAGUUACGGCAACUAAGAUGCUACGAGACAUGGAGGUAACGUCAGUGAUCGUGGGGAUGACGUCACAUGAGGACGAGUAUGAUGCAUUUAUGGAAGCUGGAGCUGACCACUGCUUGGAAAAGCCCUUAACAUUUGGAAAGAUCGACUCGAUCUUCGACCAGAUCAAAAACGCAUGAUGAUGCACGUGUGAUAGUUUCGGUUUUACUAAAUAUCAAAUAUACAAUACGAG
Molecule: messenger RNA, 550 nt
Organism: Thlaspi arvense
Lineage: Eukaryota; Viridiplantae; Streptophyta; Magnoliopsida; Brassicales; Brassicaceae
Source: the annotation of a GenBank genome assembly